Dioscorea cayenensis subsp. rotundata (Guinea yam) is the source of this 2458-nucleotide messenger RNA. Its product is annotated as homeobox-leucine zipper protein ROC2-like. Lineage: Eukaryota; Viridiplantae; Streptophyta; Magnoliopsida; Dioscoreales; Dioscoreaceae. Gene Ontology annotation, biological process: regulation of DNA-templated transcription. Gene Ontology annotation, molecular function: lipid binding; DNA binding; DNA-binding transcription factor activity, RNA polymerase II-specific. The record is from RefSeq and is a predicted model, not a curated record. Bases 87 to 2234 code for a protein of 715 amino acids. The transcript is spliced from 13 exons.
UAUUAGAGGCUUUGUCCAUCUCCAUAUUCUCAUAGUUGUUUUUUUUUUUUCCCUAUUUCUUUGAUCAAGUUAGACAAAGAUAUUGGAUGAUGAUGCCUGAAAGCCACGUGGCAGAGGUGGCCGGUGGAGAGUAUGAGAUGCAGCCGGAGUUGAACCCCGGCCAGGACGUUGGAUCAAACUUUUACCCAGAAAUGGAAGAUAUUGAUAUCAUGGACACUGAUGAGGAUGAACUCCAGAGACUUUUAGAAGUUGAGUUUGAAGACAGGACUGGCAGUGACAAUGGUGAGUUUGUGCCUGAUGAUGAACAAAACACCAGGAGGCUUAUCAAGAAGAGGAAGUACCAUCGCCACACUCAAAGCCAAAUCCAAGAGAUGGAAGCGUUCUUCAGAGAGUGUCCUCAUCCUGAUGACAAGCAGAGGAAAGAGUUAAGCAGGGCAAUAGGUUUAGACCCACUCCAAAUCAAGUUCUGGUUUCAGAACAAAAGAACACAAGUAAAGACUCAGAAUGAACGUAAUGAGAACUCACACUUGAGAGCAGAGAAUAUGAGGCUUUCUACUGAGAAUACAAUAAUGAAAGAAGUCCUUAGCCAUGGACUGUGCACCAACUGUGGUAACUCAAUGGAGCUUGGACAGUUAGCUUUUGAAGGGAAUGACCUUCGUGUUGAGAAUGCCAAGCUAAGAGAUGAGAUUGAGAGGAUAUCUUCGAUUGCCACCAAGUAUGCGGAGAAGCAACCGAUGAUUUCUCAUCAACAUUCAUCUCUGGCUAUAGAUGGAGGAGUUGGUAUAGAAAAACCAGUUAUUAUUGAGCUUGCAGUGGCUGCAAUGGAGGAAAUUGUUGGCAUGGCACAGCUCUGUGAGCCUCUAUGGAUGUCUCGGUUUGAUCAGCCAUUGGAGAUUCUAAAUGAAGGAAUCUAUAUCCAGAAUUUUUCUAAAGGACUUGGAGAGAAGCUCACUGGUUUCAAAACUGAGGCUACUAGGGAAACUGCUGUUGUUCCUCUGAAUGCUGUGAACAUAAUUGAGAUGCUAAUGGAUGCGAAUCAAUGGAUGGCUUUCUUUCCUAGCAUUGUCUCUAGAGCUGCCACCUUGGAUGUGCUCUCCAAUGGAGCUGCUGAAACCUUCAACGGUGCUCUACAAGUGAUGUCUGCAAUGUUUCAAAUGGCAACUCAAUUAGUUCCAAGCAGAGAGGGGUUGUUUAUCAGAUACUGCAAGCAGCAUGCAGAGAAAACAUGGGCAGUUGUUGAUGUUUCAAUUGAUUGUUUGAGACCAAACUCUUCCAUGACUUGGAGGAGAAGGCCAUCUGGUUGUUUGAUUGAGGAGAUGGCUGAAGGUUUCUCAAAGGUAACUUGGGUUGAACACAUGGAGGUUGAUGAUGGUAACGUUGCAGAGAUAUACAAACCGCUGGUUAACUCUGGUCUUGCCUUUGGCGCACAGAGAUGGGUUUUGGCUCUGAAACGCCAGUGCCACUGUCUUGCAAGUGUGCACAAUGAUGAAGUUGUGGAUCAAAUUGGCGCAUUGACAUCGAUGCUGAUGAGAAAGAACUGGAUGAAGCUAAGUGAAAGGAUGGUCAGAAUCUUUACAAACGGAGUGUCUUCAGCAGCCUCCGACCAGUGGUCACUUGUGGCAGGGACUGGAGCAAAUUAUGAUGUCAAGGCCACGACUCGGAAGAGCAUGAACGAGCCGGGUAGUCCUCCGGGCAUCAUUCUGAAUGCAACUACUUCGGUGUGGCUUCAAGCACCUGCAAGAAGUGUUUUCAAUUUCCUGCAUAGUGAGAACUCACGUCGUCAGUGGGACAUUCUUACAAAUAAUGGAGUGAUUGAGCAAGUGUGUCAGAUUGCCAAUGGUGGAAGUCAUGGAAAUUGUAUCUCUCUAUUGAGGGUGAAGAACGAAUCACUGCCAAGCAGUAUGAUGAUACUGCAAGAAAGCAGCUAUGAUGCAUCAGGAGCAUAUGUGAUUUAUGCUCCAUUGGAUGAAACUGCAAUGGGUUUGGUUUUGAAAAACGAUGAGCCGGACUUUGUUGCGCUCUUGCCUUCUGGCUUUGCUGUUUCCCCUGACGGACCUGCCGGACUGCUGAAUGGAGGGAAUGCGGCCGGCUCUCUCCUGACAGUAUCAUUCCAAAUAUUACUGAAUGCUGCCCCGGCCGAGAGAAUCUCUUUGGCAUCCAUAUCCACAAUCAACAGCUUGAUUGCUUUCACCAUUGAAAGGAUUAAGUCUGCUGUUUCUUGUGAUGAUACUUAAUCCUGUUGAUCAGAUAUAUAGGGAGGACUUUGGAUUGAAACACAUAUAUAAUUUAAGUCGGAAGUCAAGAGCGCACCUUGAAUUCUCCUCACCAAAAUAUUGGAAGAGUGUUGGUUCGGGCAUUGACUUCCUCUCAGUUAUUACAAUUUGUUCUUGAUUCCAGACCUCUCUGAAUGUUGUUUCUUUCUUUAUAACCUUAUCAAUAAUAAUAAUAAAUAUGCAUG